Molecule: messenger RNA, 2031 nt
Organism: Pelobates cultripes (western spadefoot toad)
Lineage: Eukaryota; Metazoa; Chordata; Amphibia; Anura; Pelobatidae
Source: the annotation of a GenBank genome assembly
AUGCUAGAUCUUAACCUCAGCCAGUUCUUCUUCCAAAUAUAUAAAACAGUGUUUCCUCUAAUUUCAGAUACCAUCCUGUUUGCCAUCAGCAGUGACUAUGUGGCUAGAGCUGGCCUACCGCCCAAGGAUCGUAUGGAUAGCUACUACGACAGAUCUACUGCUGUAGGGAAGCUAAAUAAUGUAACCAAGAUUGUGUUAAGCCCUGAAGGGCAGCUCUUUGCUGUCCGUGGCAGGGAUCUUCAUACUGGGCCUAUGCCUCUGUCUGCAAACCUUGACUGGUUCUCUACUGCCAAGAGAGUGGGAAAAGCUGAGUGGGUUCAAUUUAAAUUUCUAUUCUUUGACCCAAAUGGGCUUCUGUAUGCAGCUACAAAAGAUGGGGAGCUCUACAAGGGUCCAGCACCAAGCAAUGAAAAUGUGUCCUGGCGUUAUGGUCAAGCAACCAAGAUAGGAAACUCUGGUUGGAAUAAACAUGAUGCGCUUUUCUUUGACCAAAAAGGCAAUCUGUAUGCUGUGACCGAUGGUGACAAGCUUGUGGUGGGAAGCCCUCCAUCCACAACAAACGAUAAAUGGCUUGACUCCUGCACCACUAUUGGAGAUGGUGGCUGGCGAAUUCUCACCCACUUCAUGAAGAUCAGCCUUGAUGACCUACUGUGGUGUGUGGAUUCACGCAAUGGCAACAUCUAUAAAGGGAAAAUUCCAACUAAAGAUGAUACCAACUAUUUGGAUAAGGCUGACCUCCUAGGUUGGAGCUAUAAUAUGUACCGCUUUCUAGCCUUCACUGCUGAUAAAACCAUCCAGAGUGUUGUAAGCUUUGAAUUCCUACCUGCAUCAGGUAAAAUACUCUCUCAGCAGCCAGAGGUGGUCCAGUCUCAAAUCUACAAGAAUACGAGCAGCGUUCCCUUAAAGUACUCCUUCUCGUAAGUAUAGGCUGAAUGUUAGCCUGACACUCUUGCUUACAGAUGGGUUUAAUGUUCCCAUAAGCUCAAAAUGGGCUAAUAACAGGCAAAUAUCAUCAUGCUUCUCAAAUGCAUCAUAUUCUAGACUCCAAAUACCCUGUUCACUUUCCAGUUUAAUGACUACUUUUCAUUGCAUCCUAACACUCUGCCAGUUUAAUUUUUUUUAAUCUCAUGUAUUGCUUUACAUUGGUUUGUAAUAUCCCUCCAAACUUGUUACUGGAGGUUGAGGGUAUACUCCACUCGGUGUAAGCUGUAUACUCUGCUAGCUCAGUGGUUUUCAAUUCUUCUUAGAUUCUCCAAAACCAUGACUGAGACUAGCAGCUUUACCCAGGAGCAUGGCUUUACAGUAGAAGUUGGAGCAGAGGUCACUUUUACUGCUGGCAUCCCCUUUAUAGGUGACAUGGAGACAAGCAUUUCCAUCAACACCAGUACCACUCACACCUGGAGCUUCUCAAAGACCAAUGAAACACAGGUAUGUGUCUGACAUGCUAGUUGGGUUUUGGGAUCUGUCUGCAUACUGGCCACGGAGUAUCAUUUUGUGGCAAAUUUUGCAAGCUGAUGUGCAUUUUAACUUUGCCUCUUACCACAUGCUCCUUCCAUUCUGUGCAGAUCCUCUAAAUCGUCAGUUCCUGUCUGUCCAAUUACACAUCUUCCACCUUUACAUUACUUCAGAAUAUCUGAUUUAUUGUCUUCAAAAUGUUUUUUUUAAUAUAUUUAAUAUGAAGGUCUAAUCCCUCAACAUAGCCAGCGACACUACCUUUUUUGUUCCUGACUCACUCUAGCAAUCAACAGAACUAGUGUUAUGAAUGGAAGCUUUCUUUUAAACACCUGCUAUUCAACCCUCCAUUCUAAUGCAUGUUUCUAUCUACAGACUAGCUUCUCAGCCAGCACGGAUGUAGAGGUGCCGGCUGGAAAGUCUAUACGUAUGAUGGCUUCUGUCACAAAAGCACAAAUGGAUGUGCCAUACACUGCCAAGAUCUGUACCCUGUUUGGCUAUGAAACCACCAUCCAGGGAACAUGGAAAGGGGUCACUCACUACAACCUGAUGGUCACUCAGGAAGACUACAGUGGCUGA